CGACAACGACGAAGGGCCUUUGUUGCUACCAUGGCAAAUAAUGGCAGCCUGACGGCGAGUCCUUCACCCGAGGAAGCGCCCGACACUGACGACUCCAUCACUCGCGACCCUAGAAUCUCAGCCUCCUCCUCCUGGAAAUGUCACAUGGGCCUGGCCAGUGUCUUGCGUGUUGUCCCGGAGGAAGAUCUUGAAGCUGGGCAGCUUUGGGCCCCCCCGCAGAACUGUGAGAAUAUUGUGGUUCCGGAAGGAUUUCUAAAUAAUGAAAACAUCACUCCAUGUUUUCUUUACUUGCAUUGUGAUUCCAACGGUUCUGAAGAAAUUACGAGUCUUGGCAUUAUUAGCGAAGCACGAAACAUGGAAUUAUAUGUAGGAGAAGAAUAUUGUGCAACUGGUAGAGGAGAAAAAGUCCUUGCUAACCAAAAUGGCAGCAAAAAUGACCAGGUUACAUUAUACAAAAAAUAUCUAAAAUUGGAGUGCCCCACAACCCCUUGUAAAGCUAAGCUACUUUCCAUCAAAGGAAAAAAUAGAGUGCUCAUCAACAGAAUCUUAGUGCAAGUUUCUACAAAACCAUUGUCAGACUUUUCUACAUUAGAAUCGGGGAUUGCAAUCAGAGUGCAAGCUAUAAUGGAGUCUAUGGAAUCAAAAUUGUCACCUGGUGCUCAGCAGCUUCUGGAUAUGGUUCACCUUCAACAAAAGAAUGGUCUCUCUUUUGGAAGCAAGUUACAAAAUACCGUUGGGAGAACAGGAUUUGUGUUUAGAAACAAUCAUGCUAUAACUGGAUUGCAAAAGGCAUCUGAUCUUGGAAGACUAAACCACUUGCUGAGUGGUCCUUCUCUUAAACCUUGUGCAACAGCUGGAAAAGUUCCAGAAGAUUUAAAAACCUACAUACACAAACAAACACCUAGCACAGAUAAUGUUUUUCAACCUCCAUUGGUUCACACACCACAGCAUUAUGCUAUACUUUCUCAAAAUGACUUUAAAGGCUUGGUGUCAUCAUUUUUACAACAGCAAACAAAUGAAAACUCAAAUGCACCCAGUUCUACAUUUCUAUUUCCAUUUCUUCAAACUGUAUGUGGUCAAGUAAAUCGCUUGCGAACAGAUGAAAAAAAUGAAAACUAUGAGAACAAGUCUGCGUGUAUGUCUGAAGAUGACACAGCUCAAACUGUUGGAGUGGAACACCAGCCUAUUUGCCUCUACCUAGAAAAAAUAAUCUCCAGACAUAUGGAACUGAUGGAAAAGAGAUUAACAGACUAUAUUGAUCUGCGUGUGCAGAAACUUCAAGAACAGUUCGAUUCUAAAGUGGCUGCAAUAAUGGGUUUGAUUCAGAAUUCCAAAAACAUUACCCAAGAUCAUGAUCCUGUAGAAGAAGGAAACUCUAGUGGGAAUACAUAA
Molecule: messenger RNA, 1392 nt
Organism: Heteronotia binoei (common prickly gecko)
Lineage: Eukaryota; Metazoa; Chordata; Lepidosauria; Squamata; Gekkonidae
Product: ATPase PAAT-like
Exons: 1
Coding region: 31-1392 (453 amino acids)
Source: RefSeq, a predicted model, not a curated record